AAUGCUACCCACCUUACCUUUACGCAUCUUAAUGAAAGCGGCGGACAUUUUGAGAAGGAGGCUUUAUUUUCGUUUCAGAAAAAAUAAUGCCAAAAAAAUGAAAAAAUAAGCGCGUUUCGGUACGAUGUGAAUGGCGUGCGAUAUUUACACGAAAAGCGGAACGAAACGGUAAUACGGUGCAUAUUGCAGGUGCGGGAAACAUUCUGUGAUAAACGAACGCGCAACCUCGGAAGAAAAGCCAUCCAAGCCCUCACGCCUGGAUAUCCUUGAACAGUACGCUACGCAAGCAGAGUGGUGUGAAGAAUCUGGUGCGCUUUUGUCCUGGUUCGUCCUGUCUGCCGACAAAUUUAGAAGGUGCAUUACAGCAGAUUUCGAAUGUACCCGGCGGAUACGCACUGUGUGCGCGACGAUGAAAGAUGCACAGUAGAGGUGCUUCGUAUCAAGCAAAGAAGAAACACUAAACAUAACAGUCGAGGCGCACAAGCCAACCGAACCCGCCAAUAGCUGUAUAGCACCGGGGAAGCUCUCUUCCAACCACCAAUCCGUAACGAUGGAUCCUGUCGGGCCAUGGUCGUACUCGUACAAUCGAAUACCGGGGACAGCGAGUGGGGAGUUCCACCAUCAUCUAGCGACGGCCGCUGCAGCGGCCAGCGGGACGGCCGGUUUGACCGUGCAUCAUAAUGCGGCCGGCACCUCGGUCGGUAUACCGUCGACCACGCCGCAGCUACUGCUGCAAACCGCACACACAACCUCCCUCGGAACCACGAGUGGUCCGUUUAAUCCACCCGGGUUUCUAUCGCCAGCCGGUGUGGCCGGUUACGAUGCCGUCUUUACACCACUGUUCCAUCAUGCCGCGACUGCGGGUAAUCCCAAGCCCGCUCACUACAGCACAACAAGCAGCGGCAGUGUUGCGGCCGGUAACGGUAGUGCAAUCAAUACGCAACACCGGCAGGUACUGAUACAGGCACAAACGCCUGGCGCUGCUAUUGCAGCAGCGGCGGCAGCCGCAUCUGCUGCAGUUGCCGGCAAGCAGCAUACGGAUAGUCUCCGUGAGAACUACGCAACAACGACGGCGGCAGCAGCGGUAGCCGCACAGCAUCAGCAAAAUUUCCUAACGUUCAUCGGCCAACAGGCUGCCGCGUCGCACAACAAUGGACCAAGCGGUACGGCCGGUAGUGCCAGCAACACGUGGCAAAGCAACAACAACCAAUUGCCGAGCCCGUUCGGUAUAAUGCCGCACGAGAACGUACUACCGACGAGUCCAUCGUCCAACAGUAAUCCAAUAAGCGCCACUAGUGCACCGACCAAGUAUGAAAACUUCGGCACGCACUACAACAACACGCUGCAUCACACGCAACAGCAGUCGCAGCAACAGUCGCAACAGCAGACGCAACAACAGCUGCAGCAACAGCAACAGUUGGCUACUCUGGUGGGGAAGAUUGCGGCAGCCACUACAACCCCGGUGGCAGCACGUUCCUCCUCGCCGGUGGUAAACGUAGUGACAAAACCCGUCGGACAACCACCACCCAGUAAUCCUACGGGCGGAUAUUUCCCUUCGCACCCUAGCAGCAGCAACAGCAGCAGUACGUACGAAUCUCCGCACCCGUCAAGCGGUUCAACAACAGCCUAUCAAGGUGUCGUCGGUGCUGCUACAAGUAAGUCUUGUCCUCCACCGGGCGACGGUGUCGUUGGUCGCGAUUCGUCUUCGCUCCUGGCAACCUCCGCCGGAGGUACGGGAACAGUGUCUGCCCGUUUAGCGGAGUACAACAAGUUCGCCUCGGGUGUUUCCUCUCCCUUACCCCCAUCUUCAUCAUCUACCCUUCUUGUGAGCGGUAACGAAUCCAGUGUGCUUUAUUCUUCGUCUCGCACCUCAUCGUCUGACGCUAGUCUUAAGCAGCAGCAGCACCAGCAGCAACUGUUUCAGCAUCACCCAUUGAAUCAUUUUACAAUGCCACGCUCGACGACGGAUCACUCGCCGCCGACGAUACUGCAAUUUGGCGGGAACAAAGUUCGACCACCGGCGAUCAGUUCGCCAUCGUACGGUGGUGCAGGGAAAGCGUCCUCACAGGUGAUUCUUAGCCAGCAGCCACAAUCGUCACCGAUCAGCUACUCGAUGACGGACAGCAAUCUUCAGCAACAGUCGAAAAUAGCCCGGCUCAAUGGAACGGGACCGUCUAGCAGUAAUGGUAGUAGUAAUAGCAGUAAUAGUAGUAGUGGUAGUAGUAGUAGUACGAACAGUAGCAAUAGUACGAACCCUAGCAAUACAAACGCGCAGUCUCAGCAACAACAAUACCAGCAGAACAGAACCAGUGCCUCACAUAACUAUAGGUCCUCCUCUUCCACUUCCACGGUGCCAGGUAGCUAUGGAGUUUUGCAAUUAGGGGAAUCGACCGGUAGCGCUGGAGGAGUCGAUGGCGCUCAACAACAGCAGCAACAGCAGCAGCAGCAGCAAUCAUACCACCAUCCUCAUGUGCAUCAUCACGCACCUUAUCACAUGCUGGCGAUGGCUGCGGCUGCUGCUGCCGCUGCCGCUGCUGCUGCUUCGAGUGUGAACGCCGCUACCAUUUCCACCAUUAGCUCGUCGUCGCUUUCUCGCGUCCCAUCCUCCUCACCGGCCGCCGGUUCCACUUCGUCCACCUCGUCCGGUGUUUCUUCCGACUAUUCGUCACCGUCAUCAUGCAAUAGUAAUCCACCCCGUAAGGGUUCGCCCACCACACAGGCAGGGUACAAUACAAUCUACGGUAGCGGGACCAGUGUGCAACAGCAGCAACAAUACCAACAGCAGCAGCAGCAUCAGCCGUCCUUUGUCCUUGAUCAUUCGAAAGCUGGUGUAUCGCAUGGUCAGCAUCAGCAGCAAAUAGCUUAUCCUUCGGUCAUUACACGAGCGCAGCAGCAACCACUACCAAUGUCACAUCAGAAUGUGAUUCAACCGCAGUCACAGCUACUAGAAAGUCAGUGGGACUCAUCCACGGAAAGCAAACACGAUCCAAUGGUGAUGGUAAAGAAUCUUCAACGUCCUAUGCUAGAGGAAACUGUGAAAGAACCCGCUAAACCUACGAAAGGUGGUCGCAGUAGUGGAAGUAAUACUGCAACCAAAUCGAGACGGAAAAAGAUGGAAGGAUCUUCCACGCCCGGUAAAGUAAGUUCGAAAGCAAAUGGGAUGGAACAACAGCGGGAAGUAGAACCUUCAUCACAGGAUGAGCAUAGUCGUAACGAUCGCAUCACGAUCAAGUCGGAACACGAACCUGGCGAAGGAGGUCUAGAGCAGCGAUGGCACUAUGGCGCAUCGAACGGUAUUGUGGCAUCGCAGCCGGUUGGGUUUUCGGUUCCUACCAGUUCGCCUUCCUCCACGUCGGCCUCGUCCGCAUCGUUCUUUCCAACCUCUCCCCAUUCUCAUCCGCAGCACCAUCACCAUCCUUACCCGUACCAUCAUCCUUCGCUUCACCAUCUUCACCAGCAUCAGCUUACGGGUGGCAGUAGUGGGACAUCGUUAACUUCACCCACACCCAGUGCUGUCGGUCACAGUCCCUCUGUGCCGGGUAGUAGCGUUAUUUCUCAAUCCGAGGGUAGUGUGUCUCCGUCUGUCUCUUCUUAUACCACUCUUCUGAACGUAUCGCAAACCGUGGGACACGAACUGGCUGGUGCCGGGUCUACAAGGAGCGAAGACGAACGGUCCCGCCGUUGGGCGGCGUUACAGUCGCAAGCGCAGGAAAAAGUAGUCGUGCCCAAUAUAGAGGAAGAACUUGGCUUUCUUGCAGAACAUAAUGGUAGCGGUAGCAGUAGCAGUCCACGUACGGCUCAUCCGUCGAAUAAAGGGACAGGUGAGACGGACCUCAGCAAUGACCAGGAGGACCGGGUGGCACCGAAAAAGUUAAACGUUCCCGAUAACAUGAACAAAGGCUUUAUGGCGAGCUAUCUGAAGUUUCUGCAGGGCGAACGGGAAGGUUCACCACCGCCGGUGAUGCGAGCCGGUCGGAAAGCGACCUGGUCCAGACCCGUCACAACACCAGCGUCCGUACCGUCAAGCAGUAAGAACACUACAACACCGCCGAACCCAACGAGUGUCUCGCCUAGGAGCAACAGUAUCGCUACCACUGGCAGCAAAGCGCACGAUGUUAGUAACGGUAUCCCUGAGAUAGAAAGUGAGAAUCAAUCUGCUAAUUACAGUAUUACCGCUCUGCAGACUCCUAAAUCGGUGCCAUCUCAGCAGCAGCAGCAGCAGCAGUCGAACACAAAUCGGAAGCGAAAGUACAACACGCCCUCACCGGCUGGUGGAAGCAAUCACGAAGGUAAUGCACCGGUAUCAUUUGAACCGGUUACGGCACAACACAACCCGGUGCAAGAGACCGUUGGACAGCAAGAGUUCGCAAACGAUGCGAACAACAAAAAGCACACGAGCAGUGUCCAACCGGAACCACCACCGAGUACCGUUAUUAGUAUACCGAAAAAGGCGCGCUACCUUCAGCAACAACAUCUGCAGCAACAGACUAUUGUUGCUGCUGCAUCGGCGGGAGAUCCUUCCGGCCUUGCUGUGGUGUCUGCGUCACCGACGGAAAGCGUUCUAAUGGUUGCGUCCCCUACGGGUGGUACACAGCACCAGCAGCAACAGCACAUUCUACCGUCCACAAGCGUUGGGAUUUUAUCCUUAUCCGGACAUCAACCACUAACGCAGCAACAACAACAGCUGCAACAGCAGCAGCAACACGCACUAAUGCAACAAACGUACUAUCAUCAUCAUCCUCAUCAAGCUCAGCAGCAGCAACAGCAGCAUCUGCAACAGCAACAGCAGCAGCAACAGCAGCUGCAACACCACAAUGCACACUUGCAGCAACAUUUGCAUCAACCGCAUCAACAGUCAGAAGAGGCAGCUGCCUUCAAUCUGUACGAUUUCCAUAUGCGAAGGCAACGGUGCCACGAACAAAAUUGGAAAGGCCAUCCCGUGAACAUCCCGUUUUCCCUGAACCGUGUUCCAAUCCUUACGCGUGUUGCUACUUCUGUUACGUUCGAUCCGAACAAGAGCUCCCAAAAUGCUUGCCGACCCGACGAUCCACUGAUUGUUCCACAACGGCGCGAAAUGUCUAACCGGAAGGCAAAGGCGAAAGCGGUACAGCUGCAGCAGGAAAUAAUUGCCGAAAACAGUCGCACCAGCACACAAGCGUCGGGUUUACGCGCGAUGGAUGAUAUAGAGGAACCGGCCGAGUUUGCAAAUGAUUCCGAUUCCGAUCCGGCGUGGACACCGGAAUGCAAUAAGGACGAUGAAGACGAUGAGGAACGAUCAAGCAGCAGAAGGAAAUCGAAAAAGUCAGCAACAAACAAACAGCAGCAGGCACGUUCGAACAUUCUUUCAGUUGCGGUUGCAGGUGCUGGAAUAGCCGAUUUCGAAUACGGCAGUGGGGAUGAUGAAGGCAGUGCGAGAGGACACGCACAAACAGUAGAACAGAACGCAACCACAUCUCAGACACAGUUGCAUCCAAUUCCACAAACGGCUGUAUUGCAUUCUCAAGCACAACAAAGACCGCUAAACGAACAACAUCAACAACAGCAAAUGGGAAUGUACUCACAGCAGCAACAACAACAACAACCGGCCCAAACAUCACAGUAUAAUAUUCAUCAGCAAUCGUACAACACAACCGGAAGCAACAUCGUUAGCAAUACGAUCACCCAAGCCAGUAAUCAUUCAAACAACAAUUCCAAUUUUCAGGUGGGAGAUUUCGUUGCAGAACGAAGCGAUCUAGCACAAGACUAUCCACCAAUAUGGCGGGUUGAUGGAAAAAUGUUACUUCAAAAAUACGAACCGUUCGACGAUCAGAGUGGAAAAAUCCUUUACCGGCUCGUUACGACGUACUCCGCAUUGAAUGAAGAGUCGAAAAAGAAAUACGUCCGUAUACCGGUUCACUUCCGGGUCCACAACCAGAUGGAAUCGAUCGUGGAGUUUCGGCGCAGCGAGAUGUCUGCUGGUGCGCUUCGCGAGGAUAGCAUUACGCCGUCCAACAACCAAACACAGCUGCUAGAGCAAUCAAUGGACGAAACGAAAGCGUACCAGGAUGUGUUCGAAGUGUACAUACAAACACUAAUCUCGCAAGCGCUGGAUCCGAACUUUUUGAAGGAAAUAUUCCAGGAACAAGAUGAGUACUUCCUGUCGCGAGUGAAAUCGAUCGAUAGCCUAACGGAAGAUCGGAGACGACGCCUGGCCCAGAUAACACCGUGGCCGCGCAACAUUCUUAACUCGCUAGCCAUUUUCCCUGCGUACGAUAUCGUGACCGAGCUGGGACAUGUGUCGCACAGUGCCAUGCACCAGCAGUGCUGUGUUGCCUGCCAUCAGCCCGGCAUCGGGGUGCGUAUCGUGCUGCAAGGGCAACCAUACAACGCAGCGACACUUGCAUCGACGGCCGGUUCACCGGCGGCCCAACAGUAUGACAAAAGUUUCCAACUGUGCACCGGCUGUUCGGGCCGGUUCGAGCUGUUGCACAAAAUAUUCCACCAAAAGUACAUGAUGUUUGUGGAGUGUGCCAAACGCGUUAAUCAGCAGAUUACGAACGAUUCGAGCAAAGCGGCUACCGUUAUCCUGAACGAACUGCUCGCCGACGAACAGUGGCUUUCGAUGCUUUUCAAAGAAGUGCGCAGCGUUUGGGCUGAGAUAGAAUAUUUGGAGCGGCAAUAUCGUAACCAGGUUGGUUCCCAGUAGGACGAUGGUGAGUGUCCAAUUUUGUUUUAUUAAGUUGUGUAUGGACAAGAAACGAUGUUCAAAGUUGCUAUUACUACAUUACUACUUAUCGUGCGCGCCAUAACUUCUGUGAGAGUUUAAUGCUCUCGGUCGAAUUUACUUUUGCCCCACUUCAAGACAUUUCAAACUACCAAGAUUUGUCCUUAAAGGAUAAAGACAGCAGCCGUGGGCUUAUUAACUUUCAAUCGUCCACAAUGGUGAACAAAUUUUCUAUACAUUUUUUUUUAUUUCGUUGCAUUGUUAAGCAUUUAAACGUUUCCUUUUUUAUGUUUAUUCUUUCUAUUAUGCUUCUUUUGACUAGAUUUUUUGUAAGUUUCUAUAAUUUUUUUUUAUAUUACCUUCAUCCUUCAAAUGCAACUGUAGUCGUAACGUGAUUUAAAUUUUGGCAAACACGCUGUGUACAAUUAACGAGAAACUCCUGUAAAGUGUAUGACAAACUUAAAAUAUAAAAAUAACAUUUUUAUCAUACUUA
Anopheles funestus (African malaria mosquito) is the source of this 7196-nucleotide messenger RNA. Its product is annotated as mucin-19-like. Gene Ontology annotation, cellular component: nucleus. The transcript has 10 exons. The coding region runs from base 551 to 6685 and encodes 2044 amino acids. The record is from RefSeq and is a predicted model, not a curated record. Lineage: Eukaryota; Metazoa; Arthropoda; Insecta; Diptera; Culicidae.